Messenger RNA from Eurytemora carolleeae, 954 nucleotides. RefSeq names its product alpha-taxilin. The coding region runs from base 20 to 835 and encodes 271 amino acids. The transcript has 13 exons. The record is from RefSeq and is a predicted model, not a curated record. NCBI's taxonomy places the organism in Eukaryota, Metazoa, Arthropoda, Copepoda, Calanoida, Temoridae. Gene Ontology annotation, molecular function: syntaxin binding.
AUUUAGUUUGAAGACGGAGAUGGGCAUGUUGGAGGAACAGAUUGACAAAAGUAAUCAGGCUAAAGAUGCAGUGAAGGAGUUAAACACAGCGUACAGGAAACAGAUUGAGUUGGUCAGGGAGGAGAAUAAUCUUAAACUACAGGAGGAGGCAGCCCGGAGGUCUGAAUGUAUAACCUCUUACCAAACUACUAUGAACGACCUCUCAACUCUCCUUGAAACGCAUACUGGGCAGAAUUCCAGGCUACGUGAUGAAAAUGUUGGAAUGGCCGAAAAAUUGAAAAUUCUCUGUGAAGAGGGGGAAAAGAGAGAGAAAACGAUAACCCAUCGGCUGACAGAAUAUCAACUUCAAAUGAAACUUCUAGAACAUCAGGUUGCCAAAGCCCAGAUCGAGAAAGCUGAGAUAAAGGCAGAUAUGACAAAGGAAAGGCUUGAAAUAGCACAGGAACUAGGGCUGGAACGAGAAAGGAAUUCUAAUCUUGAAGAAACGUGUCGUCUUCUUAAAGAACAAGCAAAUAUUUACCAGACUCAGUUAGAUGAACUUCAAACUGGUGCAGGGACAAGUACCAAAUCCUUCCAACAUUUUAAGACCCAGAUAGAUAAACUCACGAAGCAAAUGUGUGAACUGGACAGAGAUACUCAUCAAUGGAGGGAGAGAUACGAGGGAAGCAGCCAGCAAGUGAAGAAGAUGAAUGCUCAAAGCUUAGAGAGGGAAAAAGAGGUUGGACAGUUGAAGAAGAAACUGGAGAGUAUGAUAAAAUUAAAUAAAACCCUAACAGCAGAACGGAAUAACUUGAAUACUAAGAUACAUGAGAUGGAAACUGUGAAGAAAGAAUAAAAAAUGGAAUCUGUAAAUUUUUUCCCAAGUCAUUCAUAUUUUUGGAAUAAUAACUUUUUGUAGCUUUGUUCUAAUUGAAAAUUCUAAAUUCAGAAAUAAUAAAUUAUUAAAAUUAAAAA